Cydia amplana is the source of this 835-nucleotide messenger RNA. RefSeq names its product protein C1orf43 homolog. The record is from RefSeq and is a predicted model, not a curated record. The coding region runs from base 47 to 835 and encodes 262 amino acids. The transcript has 5 exons. Lineage: Eukaryota; Metazoa; Arthropoda; Insecta; Lepidoptera; Tortricidae.
GUUUUGAUCUUAAUUACAAAUUGUUUAUAUUUUCUAAGAUUCCAAUAUGACUUCACAAGGAAGGAGCGAUUUCACAAGCUUACAUAUCAUAUUUAUAAUAAGCGGUGGUGUGCUGACAGUUAUCAUUUUGUUUAUUUUCGCAAAACGACAAAUUACAAGGUUUGCGCUGAGGUCUCGGAGAGGACCUCACGUUCCCAUUGGUGCUGAUGCUAAAAAGUGUUUAAAGAAAGAGAUAGAGCGGCGCAUAGAAGCAGUCCCGAGAAUCAUGCAUGAGCCCCGGCUGAUCAGUUCGGAGCCGUCACACUAUAUCCUGGAGCCCCAACAGCCAUACCACUACCGGUUUAAGGCUGUAGAUGAUGUCAAGACAUUAGAGGAGGAAAUAGCCCGCCAAGACCCGUGCCUCCGCCGGCACCCCCGCGAGUCCCUCCGCGGGUUCCUCCUCUCCUCGCUAGCGGCCCCUCUGGACGGCCGCGGACAGAAGUUGGUACACCAGUUCUGCGACACAUACGAAUUCGCACGGCAUCACCCCGGGGAGUUUGGGGACGAUGAGUACAGGGCGUAUUCGAGAUUGCUGCUCAAAUUGCUGGAUGCUGCUCGCCUCCUAAAGAGCGUAGGCGGUGGUGCUUGCCGGUCGUCGCCGCGCUGCAGCCCGGUGCGGCGCGCGCGCCUGCUCGAGCCGCGCCGCGGCGGCGCGCCCAGACAACUCAACAACCAGUACACAGCCCUAGAGAACCUACCAGCGGAUACAAAGAUAGAGGAAGACCUGAUCCGAGUCCCCGUAACUCGCCUCGCCCCCGCCCCCGCCCCCGCCCCCGCCGACGAGACGGCCGUGUGA